GCCUAGGGCGUAACCAGUGGUGCAACAACAGAACAAGCCACCAGAGUGUGUUUGGGUCGUCACAACUGCACAUCACAGAAAACAGAGAGGGGCCGUCUGCGACAGGAGCAACAACGACCACAGAAAGAUAAAAAUAUUCACGAAAAGCAGAAGUGAAACCAGAAGUGAGGAUGAAUCUACUCGUGAUCCUCUCCAUCCUUUUGGUGCUUGUCAUCCACGUGGCCAAUUCAAGAUGUUUCAAUAAAAACAAAAGGGAUGACUCGUGUCGAUCUGGAGAUGGGAGCAGCUACAGAGGGUCUCUUUCAAAGUCUGUAAAUGGACGCAAGUGUCUCAGAUGGACCUCCGUUACACACCAGUGGGGUCUUUCAAAGGGAAUUGGCAACCAUCAUUACUGCAGGAAUCCUGACCAGAACUUGAUGCCUUGGUGUUACGUUCUAAAAAGAGGGAUUGUAAAGAGAGAAUAUUGUGACGUUCCAAGAUGUUGUAAACCAACUACAAAGCCGCUGCCGACGAGUUCUCCUCCUUCAGCAGACACAGAGCGGACUUGUGGCGAACGGUCUGAGAGACGGAAUAAAAUUGUCGGCGGCUCGUUCACUCGCGUGGAGUCUCACCCUUGGGUCGCCGCAAUCUAUCUGAAGGGAACUUUCCUUUGUGGUGGCUCCCUUAUCUCACCCGGCUGGGUCCUCACCGCUGCACAUUGCUUUGUUGGCGGAGACAGAAUCAAACGCCAACAUCUGUCCGUGUUCCUGGGAAAGACAGCCAUCAACGAGACAGACGCAAAAAGGGAACAGAACUUCACCGUGGAAAAACUCAUCAACCAUGAAGCAUACAACGAGUCCAGCUACAACAAUGACAUUGCGCUGCUGAAGAUCAGAAAUGUAAAUGGAGGAUAUGCAGCGAAGACGCCUUCUGUGAGGACGGUUUGCCUUCCUCCUCUUCACACUCACCUUCCUGCUGGAUUCACGUGCAGCAUUGCAGGAUUUGGGAAGCAAACAUUUAAUUCGUGGGAGUACUCGCAGCUUCUGAAGCAGGCUGAAGUGAAUUUGCUCUCCAAGGCCGAGUGCAAACGGGAAGCGCCUUACAAAGAUUACGUCUCUGAGAACAUGUUCUGCGCUGCAAGCCCCGACUGGACCACAGAUGCCUGCAAAGGUGACUCCGGGGGUCCGCUGGUGUGUGAAACGUCAGGCCGUUUCUUUCUGUUUGGGGUGGUGAGUUGGGGCGAUGGUUGUGCCAGUGUAAACAAACCAGGUGUUUACACGCAGGUUACCAACUACAACAGAUGGAUUGCAGAAAAGACGGGGCUCACACAAUACACAAAAGGACUCAUGUAUCCUCAAAAGUGAAACAGUGUGAUGUUUUUUCUGCGUUGCAAAAAGGAAAGGAAAGGUUGGCAGCCUUUUAGUAAGCGUUCAAUUGUUUUCUGAUGUUUCUGAGUUGAACAAACUUUGAUUCAGUCUAAAGUUAACAUUGAUGGCCAUUGAUCAAAUUUACCUUGGUUGAAAUAGGAUUCUUACUUGUACAUACUAACUCAGGGAAACAGUUAAAAUAAGCAUAUUUGUCUGUCAGUAAAUCAUACCAUCAAACGUAAAGCUCUGGUUGCUUUUUGUGAGCAGCUGAAUGACUGUUUUUAUUUAAAUGGUUGAUUGUAAAAAAAAUCAGUAUUGACUGAAUUUUUCUAAAUAUCUGUUUUCGUAAAAAGUUUAACAAUGCAAUUUUUGCCACACAGGAAACACAUUUUUCAUAAGAACAAUGUGUUUUGGAGCAAUUCUAUAUUUAUGUCACUUUAUUGAGCACUUUCAUCAUCUGAAAGGCUGGUCUUGCUGUUGCUUAAUUUAAUUUUAUAAUAAAAUAAAGAUUUUUGUAUGAA
This is a messenger RNA of Nothobranchius furzeri (turquoise killifish), 1867 nucleotides long. It is a transcript of the gene plaua, whose product is annotated as plasminogen activator, urokinase a. Gene Ontology annotation, molecular function: serine-type endopeptidase activity. Gene Ontology annotation, biological process: regulation of cell adhesion mediated by integrin; plasminogen activation. NCBI's taxonomy places the organism in Eukaryota, Metazoa, Chordata, Actinopteri, Cyprinodontiformes, Nothobranchiidae. The record is from RefSeq and is a predicted model, not a curated record.